Molecule: messenger RNA, 498 nt
Organism: Kickxella alabastrina
Lineage: Eukaryota; Fungi; Kickxellomycota; Kickxellomycetes; Kickxellales; Kickxellaceae
Exons: 1
Coding region: 43-234 (63 amino acids)
Source: RefSeq, a predicted model, not a curated record
CCGAGCAACAACCCCCAAUCCUCGCUGAAGCAGUUGAAGGUGAUGUGUAUGUUUAGCUUGCGCAAUAUCUCUGUUCGGAAAGCGCCUCUGGUUUCAGGCGCUGUUUCUUUAAGUAAAGAAGCCGCAUCAUCCACAGGAGGAGCCACAGCCAGUUGCAACUUGAGCUGUGGCAUCAAGAAUGGGGGUGGCAAUGCUUGCAACUGGGAUUCGGCCAUCCAAAAGGAGCAGCGUUAAUAGGUGUGGAUUUAUGUGCAUGAUUAGUAGUGAAGAGGGGAUAGAAGGAGAAAGGAAGGAAGAAAGAAAUGGUGCCACUUCUCUGUUAUUAAAUUUAGUGGAAAGAUGAAUUGGUAAAUAUGAAAAUGUUACAAUAGUUACGCCCCGUUCUGCAUCUGCCCAUUGGGCAUUUGCUGGUGAUGUAGUUGCUGCUGCUGUUGCUGCUGCUGAUGGUGAGGCAUCUGCAUUUGCAUCUGCUGCUGCUGUUGUUGUUGCUGUUGCUGU